CACUGAACCCCAGCGACCCAGGCGUCAGCGGCGUGAUGCAGUUCCUCCGAGGCAGCGGCGGCGGGGGCGGGGGCGGUGGGUUCCCGGGGGUGGCGUGGGAGGUGUUGCGGCGGCACUUCUCUAAGAAGCGGUCCGUGGACGUGAGGCGGAUCAACCCCAAGGUGCCCAAGGAGGAGGCCGUCGCCAUUUCCGGCCGACUCCUCCAGAUCCUCUCCGACCAUGGGCCCCUCACCGUCGGCAACACCUGGAACCACGCCAAGGAUGCUGGCAUCGCUGGUCUGAACAGCAAGACGCACAUGAAGAUCCUGCUGAAAUGGAUGACGGGGAGAAAUGUCGUGAAGCUGACCUGCGUGCACGUGGGCAACGCGAAGAAGUUCCUCUACUCCCCGUCCACUGAAAGCAGCAGCAGCGCCGGCGCAUCACCGUCAUCCACAUCGGCCUCGCAGUGACGGUCAGUCGCCGUUAAGCCUUGGUGUGGUUCUUGAUGUUGCUUUGUGGAUCGAUGGAGGUUGCCUCUGGUCAUGGUGAUCCCAUGUUUAACCUUGAUGACGAACAUUGGAAAAAGCAUUUUGUUUUAUGGACUGGAAUAGUCUGCAAACAUCACGAUAGCAAUAUUGUUCUGCUGCUCAUCAGCUGAGGAUGCUGCCCUGUCCUGAACUCCUGAUUUUGCUUUUGAUCUACUAUGUGAUGAUUUGCUCUUC
Messenger RNA from Zea mays, 701 nucleotides. RefSeq lists its product as uncharacterized. NCBI's taxonomy places the organism in Eukaryota, Viridiplantae, Streptophyta, Magnoliopsida, Poales, Poaceae. The record is from RefSeq and is marked predicted. Bases 36 to 449 code for a protein of 137 amino acids. The transcript is spliced from 2 exons.